Molecule: messenger RNA, 453 nt
Organism: Penicillium brasilianum
Lineage: Eukaryota; Fungi; Ascomycota; Eurotiomycetes; Eurotiales; Aspergillaceae
Source: the annotation of a GenBank genome assembly
AUGUCUACCCGCAAGAGAAAGGCGGACCCCGAGGAGGAGCUCCAGGCUCUCCCCAGUGAUGAGAGUGAAGAGGAAGAGGAGUAUGAAGACUCCGAGCCUGAUCUUUCGGAUGUGAGUGACGAGGGCGAGGAGGAAGAAGGCGUUCUGGGAGAGUACGACGAAAGUGAGGACGAGGAAGAGGGAGAGGAAGAGGGUGAAGGAGAAGGUCCCCCCGCCCACAAGAAGCAGAAGACCGAGAACGGCACCAAUGGCAAAAAGAAGGAGGUAGAGGAAGAGGGGAAUGAGGAGAAAGAAGAGGACGAGGAGGAAGAAGAGCCGGCCGAGGAGGAAGGCGAGGACGAGGAUGCAGACGAUACUGCGGAGACUAGUGGCCCUGCUGCGGCGGCAGCGAAGGCCAAGGGUAGUGUCGUUCCUAAGGAAUCCGAUCUUCCCGAGGUUGAUGCUGCCGAGUAG